Zea mays is the source of this 8269-nucleotide messenger RNA. RefSeq lists its product as uncharacterized. The record is from RefSeq and is a predicted model, not a curated record. Bases 3598 to 5190 code for a protein of 530 amino acids. The transcript is spliced from 2 exons. Lineage: Eukaryota; Viridiplantae; Streptophyta; Magnoliopsida; Poales; Poaceae.
GGGCUUGUUCGGUUAUUCCCAAUACACAUGGAUUGGAUGGGAUUGGAAAAAAUUGUGAAGAAGUUUGAGCUGUUUGGGAUUCAAACCUAUCCAAUCCCGCUCAAUCCACAUGGAUUGAGAGCUAACCGAACAAGCCCUAAUCUGGCAAUCCCUCCCCGCCCCCCGGGAACAGGAGACCCUCGCCCUCCCGCUCCUCCGCGCCGUCCUGUCCCGCUCGGCUGAAUUGUUGGUGGAGGGCUGGAGGCGCUCUGCCGCCUUCCGAUCCGUCUCCCUGCCUGCGUCGCCACGCACUUCCACGACCUCCUCGCCAGUCUCGCCGCUCCGAUCCAUCGCCUGAGAGCAGCGAAAAAAGAUUCAUGUUGUUGUAUGGCUGUUGCCUCAAACUAUCAUUAUGUUUGUGGAGGAACUGUACUACAUUUUUCUCAAAGAAAUUCCUAUUGCCCUUUGAAGUUGUGGUCUGUAAAGUACAAAAAUAGGAGAACGCCAGGGAAUCAGGCUUACCAUAACCCUAUACAUAGUUCUCCUUUACCACAUCUCUGAUUCCAUGCAGCUCAAUGGCCGCAUCUUUCAUGCUCAUUCUCUCUGAUGGGGUUUGUUUUGAGCAUGAGAUGCCGACUCUGACAACUGAAGCUAAGCAAGCCAGUAUUUUGUCAUAAUUUGCAGUGUUUUCAUAUGGUUGCACCUCUAAUAGCACUGCAUCCACAAUUUCUGUCAACUUGUCAGGUAAGGCCAUCUCAGCAAACAAGUGCAAGCUCAACCCAUCUAUGAACAUAUCAUCAGUUGGUGCUCUCCCUGUGAACAUCUCCAGAAGGGUAACCCCAAAGCUGUAGGCAUCACCUGCAGUGGAUACAUGCCCACCUCCUCCAUAUUCUGCAACAAUAAGUAUCUUGAUGAUUAAAUUCUCAGUUCUGACUAGUGUACAAAGCUGCAGGCUAUGUUGUUUAGAAUUAAGUACAGUGGACAUUGCAAUUACCUGGAGCAACGUAUCCAACAGUUCCUCUUAUCCCUAUGGAGCUUCCACUAUAUGAUCCAGAUAUGUUCAUGGAUUCACCAAUCAGUUUUGAAAGUCCAAAGUCAGCAACAUAAGCAGUCCAGUCACUAUCAAGGAGGAUGUUGUUAGGCUUCAAAUCACAAUGGAUGACUGAUGGCCGACUAUUAUUGUGAAGAUAAUCUAUUGCAUCAGCAACAUCAACUGCAAUAUUCAAGAGUUGGAUUAAAUUUAAUUUGUGCAGCUGCUCAUCCGUUUGCUGGUGCAGCCAUCUAUCCAGGCUGUAGUUGGGCAUGAACUCGAACACUAAUGCCUGGAAGUCAUUGCCUCUAGUGUCAACACUAGAGCAGCAGGUAAUGAUAUCGAUCAGAUUUCGAUGUUUCACCUGCCUCAAAGCUUCGCAUUCUGCCAAGAAACUUCUUGAAGAACCAGAUUGCUGAAGAGUGAACACUUUGACAGCUACAGAAGUAUUUCUCAGUGUCGGAAGAGACAGGCUUCCUUUAUAUACGGAACCAUAUUUUCCUUCACCUACCAGAUUGGUGGGUGCAAAUCCAUCAGUAGCUUCAAACAAUUCAAGGUAGGAAACUCUUGGAUACUUGUCGGUCAACCCAAUAAAGCUGUCGGUUUUUGUCUUUUCAGAUGUUACUUUCCACUUCAACAGAAAGAGCACAAACAAUAGAAGAGAUAUGCAUAUAGCAGUGCCAGCAAUUGGAAGCACAAUCCUAAGCAGUCCACGGUGCCACCUCUUUUGUGGCAUAUCCUGACAUGGAGGCAAUUCUAGCUCUCGAAUGCCUCCACAAAGCCCAUGAUUUCCAGCCAUUGAGAAUCCAGUCAUGUUAGCAAACACCCCACGAGUUGGAACCUCACCAUCAAGGAUAUUAAAGGAGAGGUCUAGUUCAACCAAAUUACUUAUGCUCUCAAGAACUUUAGGAAUCAUUCCAGACAAAUGAUUAUGUGCCAGAAAUAAUUCUUGUAAACCAGUAAUAUUUCCCAACUCUUGUGGUAUUGUUCCUGACAAGGAAUUCCUAGAGAGGUUUAGUGUGUUGAGGCCUCUAAGAUUGCCAAAUGAAUUUGGGAUGCUACCCGUGAAGGAGUUGUCAGCCAAACCAAGCCACACCAAACUUACACAACCACCGAUUGCAGCUGGUAUUUCUCCAGAAAAGUUGUUUUUUGACAGAUUGAGAGUUUGGAUAUUUUUUAGGCUGCCAACUUGUGCAGGAAUUACCCCAGAUAAGUAAUUAUCAGAUAGCAAUAGGUAAUCUGUCAGUGAGGGGAGGCCAAAGAUCUCAGUAGGGAUGAAGCCCGUGAGUAGAUUGGAGGACAAAUCCAGGCUAGGUAAGUUUUUCAAGUUACCAAGGCUUCUAGGGAUGGGGCCAUCAAGGCUGUUGUUCGACAAGGAAAACAACUGCAGCUGUGUGAGGUUGCCAAAGGAGGAUGGUAUAUUUCCUGAGAACUGAUUAUUUGCUAGCAACAAUACUUGCAGAUUUGUAAGUUUUGCGAUAUCUUCAGGAAUUACACCAUGCAGGUCGUUUUCACCCAUGUCUAGGUUGCUAAGGUUGAUAAGGUUUCCUAAGCCUGAGGGGACCACCCCAGAUAUGCCAUUGGCCGCGAUGCUGAGCCAUUGGAUCUGUGUUGAAAAGUUAGUGAUGGAAGUAGGAAGCACUCCUCCUAACCUGUUCAGGGGUAGAUCGAUCAGUUGAAGACGGGUGCAGUUCGUGAACAGCGUGAAGAACUCCCAACCCUGUUCAUCUUCUGCUUGCAGUUCAUUUGCACUCAUCUCGACAUUAAACGGGCACAGCUUUCCUAUCUCAGGUGCCACCCUCCCUUGGAAUCUGUUCAAUCCAAGACCUAAUAUUUCGACCAUGGUAGCGUUACCAAGUGAACUAGGAAGUGUUCCGGACAGCCUGUUGUUACCUAGGAGGAGCUUUUUGACACCAGGCAGGUUGGUGCCUGCAUCAGCUGGCAAGCUUCCAUGCAGCUUGUUCGAUGCAACUCCGAGAUACAGGAGCGAUGACUUGUUGAAGAGCAGUGGUGGAAUUGUGCCGGAGAGAUUAUUUCUACCCACCUCAAAGUCUACCAGACGAUCUAAAUGGGAAAGGCUUACAGGUAUGCUGCCUACCAGUUUGUUCUCAAGGACAUCAAGAAUCUGAAGCAGGGUAAGGUUACCAAGUGACGGUGGGAUGCUCCCUACUAAAUUGUUGUAGUGGAUGUAGAGGGUGCGAAGCUGAGACAGCAGACCAAGGCCAGCAGGAAUCUCACCCUCCAGCUGGUUGACCCCCAGGCUGAGGUGGGCGAGGCUGGAGCAGUUGCAUAGCUCUCGAGGGAUCUCGCCAUGGAUGGAGUUGUGUUAGACUAUGGUCAUGUGUACUAGAGAGGCUAUAGGUUAUGAGAGCUUAAGGAGAUAUAAAUACAUGCUGAGCCAUCUGUAAAGGACAUCAAAAGCAGAAAUAUCAGAACUCUAUCGAGAAGCCUUCGUGCUCCUCUGUCUCUACCUCUUUUCUUCUCCAAGUCUCCAUCACAGCCGAGCACUGUCCUCUUCCGAAAUCUCAAUCUACGAGUUCUUCUUCCAGUUCUCUUGAUCCCCUUCCUAGGGAGUGCUAACAUUUGGUAUGGUGAAGAGAGGCCAGCACAUCGUGCCGCUCAAGGGGAAGAGCGUCUUCGUGCGCGCCGACUUCAACGCACCGCUCGACGUGCGCAGCGGAAGUGUGGUGGGCUUGUCCUCACCGAGCAUGCAGGUGAAGAGGGCGCAGAAGAAUCGACCACCGAACUCCUGCUACGUGCACUGCGCGUCGCCGCUCUGCUCAGCGGCACAUGCCUCGACGCCGCCGUCGGACCUCUGUGCCGCGACGCGGUGCCCGUUGGAGAACAUCGAGAUGAGCUCCUGCGACGCGCCCCACGCGUGCCCGCCGCUGUACUACGGGUACGGGGACGGGAGCCACAUGGCGCACCUGAGGCGCGGCCGCGUCGGGUGGGGCGCUAGCGCACGCACGCCCAUGGCCAUGGUCGUCGACAACUUCUCCUUCGCGUGCACGCGCACGACCAUGGGCGAGCCUGUCGAGGUGGCAGGGUUCGACCACAGCCCGUUCUCGCUGCCGGACCAGCUCUCCUACCUCACGCCAUCCCACCAGCUCACCUGUGGCAUCCUCACCGAGAUGUCGCUCUUCUUCAAGCUGUGUGUGGAUCUGUAUUGCGCCAUACCUGCCGACCUCUGCAAGUCUGUUACCCAAGGGGUUGUUCCAGCAGGAGAAGACAAGGAUGACCCCAAGCAGCUCUGGCACCACCUGCAAGGUCGCUGGCCAAGCGACCAACAGAAACCGCACCUGCGCUCGCAGACACAACACACACAGAGGCAUCACAGAGCAACAGCAGCCGAGGAAAGACCCAACUAUCUCUCUGGCCUCAUUCCAAAGCUUGUCAAGCCCAAUUCGGUAGACAUGGUGACUACUGCAAGCAAGCCUACAUCAUAUUCGAUUGAUGCUCAAGUGGUGUUCGAUGAAAUGCAGCAAGGGUUUCGAACAUGGAUCCAACGACAACCAGAUACAAGGCGCAAGAGUUGUUGCCCUUCAUUGAUUGAUGCUCUGCUUGGUGGGUGUUCUAGCAUUGGUGCUCAUUGUGUGCGUUACCUGCUUAAGGAAUAUGCUCUUGCUACUAAAUUUCCUGAUUGGAUCGGGUGCACACAGUCACAAAAACUAAGAAGCUACAGAGGCAAUAUUCCUGGGUUAAGACCAAUUCCAUGGCCAUCCUUUAUUUUACUAAGCAGAGAGAAUAAGCUUACCAAGUCAUCAGUCAUGGUCACGGCUAGUGCGAUUCAGGCUUUUGUGAACUUGGUCCUCACUCCUUGUGAUGCUGGUUAUUUCAUUGCCAAGUUUGCACCAAAUUAUUUCAUCACCUACAUGUCGUUCCAGAUGACAGGUGUUACUGACAUAUUGGUUGGUGGUUGCGAUUCCAGGACACUUAAUCAUGAUGUUGAUUGGUUGGAGAAGGUUCUGAAAGAUAAGGAGCAUGUCACUAAACUUGUUACUGUUUUGAAAAAAGUGAGGAACCUUCUUGACUUGUCCAAAGACAACCUGCAGAUCAAGGAAAGUAAAAUCCAAGGAAUUUACAUCUCUCGAGCAAUAGAGAUAUUUAUCUUCAACAGUUCAGAUGUCUUAGAGAACUUUUUCCAGGAAUUGACAACAGUGCUGUUGGGAAAACACAUAUGAACUUGGCUAGCAGUAGAAAUCACUGCUUAUGCAUUUUCUCAGUACAAUAUGAAUCCACAUCAGAUGAGAGGGUACCAUCAGGGAAGAUUAUACUUAUUGAUUUGGAUGGUUCUGAGAAAGUUGAGACAACUGGUGCUAAAGGACGGGGUCUUGAUAAGGUGAAGACAAUCAACAUUGUCAUUGACUCACUAAGCUUUGUUUCAGUCUCAAUCUUCCAGCUUGAAGGGAUUGUAUUGGGUCUAAUCGCCAGUGCUGUCAGAUUCUCUGGUCUGGGUGCUGUCAGUAGUGGCCAAGGCAAUUUUUCUAUCUUUGUUUGGGAUCCUGGUAAUCGCGCUGUCAUGUUGCUCGCUUCAGGUGUUGUUCUAGUGUUGCAAGAGCUGUCACAUUUCAGAUGGAGGGCUGCAGAGGCGUGAUGCAUUCAACAAUGACGCUAAUCAACAACCGAAGAAGUUGAUCAUACACCGUCAGCGGCUUGGGGGCAAGCCGCAUUUCAAGGAGUGGGGAAUGUUAGGUAUACUAGAUGGACUAUGGUCAUGUGUACUAGAGAGGCUAUAGGUUAUGAGAGCUUAAGGAGAUAUAAAUACAUGCUGAGCCAUCUGUAAAGGACAUCAAAAGCAGAAAUAUCAGAACUCUAUCGAGAAGCCUUCGUGCUCCUCUGUCUCUACCUCUUUUCUUCUCCAAGUCUCCAUCACAGCCGAGCACUGUCCUCUUCCGAAAUCUCAAUCUACGAGUUCUUCUUCCAGUUCUCUUGAUCCCCUUCCUAGGGAGUGCUAACAAGUUGUUGAACAGAGAAAGGAAGUGCAGGCGACGUAGACGGCCGAUGGCGCCUGGCACCUCGCCGUCCAGCAUGUUGGAUCCAAGGUUCAGCUUCCGGAGGAACGUGAGGUUGCCGAUCGCCGGAGAGAUGGUGCCUGACAGCUGUCUCGAUGAUAUGUCCAGCGACGCCACUCUGCCAGGGUGCCGGCGGCGGGUGCAUGUCACGCCGGUCCAAUGGCAGAAAUCGGAGCUUGUGCUGUUCCACGAGCUCAGCCAGCCCACGGGGUCGGAGAGCUCCAGCUUGAUCGCCAGCAAAGCUCUUCGAUCGCCACUCACUUCCUGCUCGGAGGAAGAUGCAUGCCUACAUAUGCAAUGGAGCAGGAGCAUCAGUGUUAGACUAUGUGUGUGUGAGUGUGUGUGGGUCGGCACCAUUGUUGGGCUGCCGGCCCAUUAGGGUUAGGGUUUCCUGUGUCUCUAUAUAUUGUAACCCCAUCUAUUAUCAAUACAGUAGUUCAUCUUCUAACAUGGUAUCAGAGGAUUAGGUUUAGGAUUUGCUCCCACCUUCCACUGCAGCCGCCGGCGGCUCCUUCCCACCCCACAGCCGCCGCCUGCCAUUGCUGCCCCCGGGAGGCCCUACAUUCCCUCCCGGGGGCCGCCUCUCUCCUCCCAGCCGGCUGCCACUCCUUCCCCACUCCUUCCCCAGCCGGCUGCUAGCCUCUGGCCGCCGCCACCCUCCAGCCGGCGAGCUCGGGCUCCCUCCGGCCGCCUCCAUCCCGUUCUCCGGUCGGCGUCUUCCUCCUUCCCCCAGCCGGCGAGCUCGCCGCCACCUCCCUCACCCUUCCCUCCCGGGGCGCACCUGCCCCUGGCGCGGCUCGGCGCGGGCGUGGCUGCCCGGCCUCGGCACCGCCUCCAUCCCGUUCUCCGGCCGGCGUCUUCCUCCUUCCCCCAGCCGGCGAGCUCGCCGCCACCUCCCUCACCCUUCCCUCCCGGGGCGCACCUGCCCCUGGCGCGGCUCGGCGCGGGCGUGGCUGCCCGGCCUCGGCACGGCAGCCCCCGGCCCCGACGGCGCGAGGCGCGGCCCCCUGGCAGCGCGGACGCGGCGGUCCGCCCAUGGCGGCGCGGGUGCGGGUGGCCACUUGCGCGGGCGCGGCCACACCGGCCCCGGCGCGGGCAACGGCCCGGCGCACCUGCCGCGCCGUCGUCAGCCCGCCGCCAUCCCCCUCGACGGCUCCUUCCCAGCCCCCCGCGACGCCGCGGCGGCCUCCCCCGCCAGCCUCGACUGCGGUGCGCGCGUGUCCCCCUGCUGCCAGGGCCUCCCGCGCCGACCUUUCCUCCCUGGGCGCCGCGUCGGCCGCCCAGCUGCCAGGGCCGCCCGCUCUGGAUUUUCGCCGCGAUGCUGGCGCGGCCGAGCGUCGCCAGCACGCCCCGCUCGUCCCCGCGCAGCGCCCCCUGCUUUCCUGCGCGCGCCGCCCUCCUCAUCGCGCUGGCCACCUGCUUGACCGCGCUGGCACCAACUAGCACCAACCUUUCGAGCUUCUUCCGUCGCUGGCGCCGUCAACACCCCCUACUAGGUCCGGCGCAGGCCCCUGCCCGGCUGGACACGCCCUGCCGCCCACCCCCUUUCUUUGCCUUCGCUGGAUCCGUCGCUGCCGCGGCCUUCCCGGCCGGAUCCACGUUGUUGCGACCUUUCUGGCUCGAUCCGCCGUCCCUUUGGCUGGAUCGUGUCUUCCCGACUGCAUCCGUCGCUGCCGUGGCCUUCCCGGCCGGAUCUGUCGUUUCCCCUUCUAUUCUGCCGCGGGCGCGGACACCAUGACUGGCGCAGACGCGUGCGCUGCUGUCGGCCUCCCUGGCGGGGCUCCUUGACGUCUGGUCGAUCGAAGAAGCAGGAAGGUCGGCCUGCCUGUGCCCUUUUGCUGUGCCGCCCUGCCGAUCGUUGACGCUCGAACGUCGACCCCUCCCGAAGAUCAGGCUUUUGCUGCGCGUCUUCCGACCGCGACCACCUCGACUUCGGCUACCUCGGCAUCUAGGGGCUAUCGUCUUCUUGGAGCACACACCAGUCUCUACUCCAGCCGCAACAUUCGCACCAUCAUGACGUUGCGACUGCGGGGGGAUUUCAACCCGUCGGCUCCUACCUUCGGCCUCUACUCCAGUCUCAUCGUGUGUGGUGCCCCCGUUGCGACUGCGGGGGGAUGUUAGACUAUGUGUGUGUGAGUGUGUGUGGGUCGGCACCAUUGUUGGGCUGCCGGCCCAUUAGGGUUAGGGUUUCCUGUGUCUCUAUAUAUUGUAACCCCAUCUAUUAUCAAUACAGUAGUUCAUCUUCUAA